Molecule: messenger RNA, 1471 nt
Organism: Ctenopharyngodon idella (grass carp)
Lineage: Eukaryota; Metazoa; Chordata; Actinopteri; Cypriniformes; Xenocyprididae
Product: serine/threonine-protein kinase pim-2-like
Exons: 7
Coding region: 107-1471 (454 amino acids)
Biological process (GO): negative regulation of apoptotic process; regulation of mitotic cell cycle; protein autophosphorylation
Cellular component (GO): cytoplasm
Molecular function (GO): ATP binding; protein serine/threonine kinase activity
Source: RefSeq, a predicted model, not a curated record
AAAAGCGAGAAACUCAUCUGCUCACUUUGUAGCGAGUAAGGAGUUGUGUUAUCAACAGUGUUUACGGUGUGUUUGCAGUUGUUGAUAGCGUUUUAUUGUGUCGAUUAUGGGACAGCGACUAUCUCGUAAAGAGAAAUCGGAGGGAGGAGAGGAGUGCGUUCACGGGGUAAAUCCCCGUACAGCACUGACACUCACCGACCACAAGGCGGAGCACCAUCCUCGUCCUGACGAGACGCCUGUGGGUACCGGUGAGGGAGGCGGGCAGGAGAGAAAGGAGAGAGGGGGAGAGCAGACAAAGAAGAAGAGGCAGAAAAAGAGAAGGUUUCGAAAGUUUGCCUCUUUUUUCACUUGUUUGUCUCGCCCCAAAUCCACCGAAGCUCAGAGUGAGCAGGUAGAGCAGGGAGAGGUGGACCAGGACACUGAUGAGCCCCCAUCCAGGAGGUGUACUGAUGAUCAGGCUUCUCUACAGGAUGUCAUCUGUACUGUGAAGGACAAUGAUCAUCAGGAACCUCCUUCCAGUAGUCCUGAAGUCUCUCCUGCUGCCGAGGACCAGCAAGUGGAGGACGUCCAACCUCAAGAUCAGGACAGUCCAGCCAGUCUGUCAGUGGGUGAAAGUCCACCACAUCUGCUGAGACAGCUGGACUGUGACAAGAUCAUGAGGAUCGAGGACCACAUUUGCUGGAAAUACACCAUCGGCAAGAAGAUGGGGGAAGGAGGAUUCGGCUCUGUUUUUGAAGGGGUCCGUUGCAAGGAUGGCCUUGUGGUGGCUAUGAAAUUUACAGCAAAGACAGAGAACGAGCCAUACAUCAGCCUUCCUGACCAUCCCAGACCAGUUCCCCUUGAGGUGGCCCUGACAGUCUUGGCCAAUCAAGGCCCCAGCUGUCCCCACAUCGUAAAGCUGCUAGAUUGGCAGGACCAUCCCAACCAGACCAUCAUGGUCUUAGAGCGGCCCAUACCCUGUAUGGAUAUGCACAGCUUUUGGGAGCAUCACGGUGGCCUCUUCAGUGAGGAGUUGGCGCGUCAUUUAAUGCAGCAGGUGAUAGACGCUGCUGCCGUCUGCUGUUCCCGGGGGGUCUUUCACCGGGACAUCAAGAUGCCGAACCUCCUGGUCAACACAGAGACCCUCGAGGUUAAAUUGAUUGAUUUUGGUUGUGGGGACCUCCUGAGAAGCUCACCCUACCUCACCUACAGUGGGACAGCAAGGUACUGCCCUCCUGAAUAUUUUAAGAAGGGCGAGUACCAUGCGAAGCAGGCAACGGUGUGGUCGCUGGGGGUGCUGCUGUUUGCCAUGAUCACCAGCCUUUAUCCAGACAGCAGCGAUAUAAAUUUGAUAGAUGCAGAUAUCUGGUUCCAGCCGGGCUUCUCAGAUGAAUGCUGCCGUUUUAUUCGGGGUUGUCUGAAGAGCGAGCCAGAGGAGAGGCUUCAUCUGGAGGAGAUGCUCUUCCAUGACUGGUUCAAGGUCACCCUGUAG